Trypanosoma brucei brucei TREU927 is the source of this 3837-nucleotide messenger RNA. Its product is annotated as flagellum transition zone component. The record is from RefSeq and is a predicted model, not a curated record. The coding region runs from base 1 to 3837 and encodes 1278 amino acids. NCBI's taxonomy places the organism in Eukaryota, Euglenozoa, Kinetoplastea, Trypanosomatida, Trypanosomatidae. The transcript has a single exon.
AUGCAAAGUGGUGUGGGUAACAUUACAACUCCCACGUCGCCGCAACAACUUGUUGUAGAAGCUCCUGCUGAACUCCUGGAAACCUGUGGAGUGCAGUAUCCUGCGGCGGCUGAUGUGAAUGAGGGCGAGGUUGUGGAUUCCAAAGCCCUUUCUGCAGCCCCCGGGGAACGUGACGUCUUGGGAUGUGGACCCACACUGCUGUCACUUUUAUACAGCACCCAAAAGAAGGACGAAGUAGGGCAUCGCGCAGUAACGCCAAUGUUGUGGGAGUGCAACGGAGCUCAAGAAAGAUGCCACUCAUCGAAACGGGACUUUACAACAUGUGUGAAGGCGCGGAAGUCCCCUCCUCCGGGCUCUGCAACGGGGUCUGGAACUGGGGCCAUUAGGGAUGUUCUCAGACCGUAUAGAGAGUCACACAGUAAACGGUUUCGUGCGAAGGUAGUGGAUUGCCGCGCGGCUCUUUCAGUAGACGACCAAAUCAUCACCCUCAAAAACGAGAACGCUAAAUAUAAGGCUCAGUUACUCACCAAAGAUGUGCAGCUGAAGGAGCUUGAGGCAGCACUUCGUGCGUUUCGAGCGCCGAGGGUUCCGGUUCCCUCGGGCGUGACAGAACCUGCUGAAGUAGGGGGGUGUUAUAAUGGCACGGACACUGAGGUGGCGCGUCUUACCAGAGAAAAUGGUGAGGUGUGGAGGCGGCUGCAGCAAUCACAUGCCCAGUUGGCAGUCUGGAAAAGGGAUGCACGGGUUUCGAAGUUGCAGGAGUUGAAGAUGGAGUUGGCUGUUUAUCAGGCCGAAGUGGCUCGCCUCGCGGCUGAGGUUCCAUCUAGUGGCGGCGCUGGAGGUGCACAAAAUCACCCAGCUAGGUCGAAGUUACAGAGAGAAGCGGAGACUUCACGGGCAAAGGAUCUCUUUAUCGCUGAGCUAAAGGAAAGAGCGUCUGAGAACGCUACAGCACUGCGAAAAUGCAUGGACGACGCUAUGCGCACAAAAAGUACCCUUGAGCAGGUCCGGGAGGAGAAUGAGUUGAUAUCUAAGGAGUUGUGCUUGUUCAGAAAAACGGCCUUAGCUCUGACACGGGUGCAGGAGGAACUGAGGGCCACCCAGUGUGAGCUGGCUGAGGCUCGAGAGCGGCUUCAAGCCUUCGAACAGAUGAUGCACACGGUGGGAGGUCCUGAGGAGGUAAAGGCUGUGGUUAAGGAACGUGAUGCCCUUUUGACCCUGUUAAAGCAGCAUAAUGCACGCGAAGCGGCAUAUCACCAGGAGUUUUUCACCCGCCAGCGCGAAAUGAAGGAGUCUAUGGAGCGGUGCCUUCAGGAAGCUGUUCAACAAGAACGAGCACUGGCUCAGGAUAGAGAGAUGCAGCUUCGACGCUCUUGCUUGAUGUGGAAAGAAAGGUGCGAGCGACUGCUUCCAGACAAGUUGUUCGAACAGGGACGUCUUAUAGAGGGUGGUGGAACCGUUGUAGAAGAUGAGGAACAGCAGACCGAGUUACACCAACUACCCAAGAAAAUAGUAACCCCUUUCAUGGAUAAUUCACAGAGGCAGCGGUUGCUUACAAAGCAUAUUGACGAUGUUCUAAUCGUCCGGCAAGUCUCGUCGACGAGCACGCCGGCCAGUUCGUCAACCACUCUCUCCCCCGUGUCGGGUCUCUCGAAAUUGUCCAUAACCGACACUACCCAGAGCCAAAGUAGCUCUCAUGGCAUGCAAAUCAGCCACCCAGGGAACGAAGACGCAUCUUCGCCUGUGAAGGGAAAUGUAAUGUCUUCACAGAAAGGGAGCUCUGGCGACGCUCCCGUUCCACCCACAGAGAGAACCGAUCCCGACGGUGGCGCCGUUAGCUAUCCAGCAAGCUCCGCCGUAAUAUCUGCAGAGCGGACUUCACUGGUUGAGAACAGCAAGGGCGAUAUCGUCACGUCGAUUUCAACAGAGGAGGGUGCGGUUCAACUGCCUAGAGGACUGAUGACCGCUGGUGUUGAUUCUAGUGAUGAUUCAGGCAGCGAGUUGAGCGACCUUGCUGUGGGAAUAGAGGAGGGCAAAACCCCAUCAUUUCGACUGCAUGGCAAUAGCGAUGGGCAAUUAAUCCCUGAAGUUGUCUCCAGGAUGCCCUUAACUCUGCGCACGGUGAGCAGCGAUGGCGUAGCUGCAGUUCUUACAGUUGCUUCACCACCUCCAAGAGUUUCUGUGCCACCGGCACCUGUCCCACGAGAAUCUGCAGGAUCUAUUGCUUCAUCUGAGAAUAAACUCUCUGAUGUGAAUGUUGCCGUGCCACCUCCAAGAGUUUCUGUGCCACCGGCACCUGUCCCACGAGAAUCUGCAGGAUCUAUUGCUUCAUCUGAGAAUGAGCUCUCUGAUGUGAAUGUUGCCGUGCCACCUCCGAGAGUUUCUGUGCCACCGGCACCUGUCCCACGAGAAUCUGCAGGAUCUAUUGCUUCAUCUGAGAAUGAGCUCUCUGAUGUGAAUGUUGCCGUGCCACCUCCAAGAGUUUCUGUGCCACCGGCACCUGUCCCACGAGAAUCUGCAGGAUCUAUUGCUUCAUCUGAGAAUGAGCUCUCUGAUGUGAAUGUUGCCGUGCCACCUCCGAGAGUUUCUGUGCCACCGGCACCUGUCCCACGAGAAUCUGCAGGAUCUAUUGCUUCAUCUGAGAAUAAACUCUCUGAUGUGAAUGUUGCCGUGCCACCUCCAAGAGUUUCUGUGCCACCGGCACCUGUCCCACGAGAAUCUGCAGGAUCUAUUGCUUCAUCUGAGAAUGAGCUCUCUGAUGUGAAUGUUGCCGUGCCACCUCCAAGAGUUUCUGUGCCACCGGCACCUGUCCCACGAGAAUCUGCAGGAUCUAUUGCUUCAUCUGAGAAUAAACUCUCUGAUGUGAAUGUUGCCGUGCCACCUCCAAGAGUUUCUGUGCCACCGGCACCUGUCCCACGAGAAUCUGCAGGAUCUAUUGCUUCAUCUGAGAAUAAACUCUCUGAUGUGAAUGUUGCCGUGCCACCUCCAAGAGUUUCUGUGCCACCGGCACCUGUCCCACGAGAAUCUGCAGGAUCUAUUGCUUCAUCUGAGAAUGAGCUCUCUGAUGUGAAUGUUGCCGUGCCACCUCCAAGAGUUUCUGUGCCACCGGCACCUGUCCCACGAGAAUCUGCAGGAUCUAUUGCUUCAUCUGAGAAUGAGCUCUCUGAUGUGAAUGUUGCCGUGCCACCUCCGAGAGUUUCUGUGCCACCGGCACCUGUCCCACGAGAAUCUGCAGGAUCUAUUGCUUCAUCUGAGAAUAAACUCUCUGAUGUGAAUGUUGCCGUGCCACCUCCGAGAGUUUCUGUGCCACCGGCACCUGUCCCACGAGAAUCUGCAGGAUCUAUUGCUUCAUCUGAGAAUAAACUCUCUGAUGUGAAUGUUGCCGUGCCACCUCCGAGAGUUUCUGUGCCACCGGCACCUGUCCCACGAGAAUCUGCAGGAUCUAUUGCUUCAUCUGAGAAUAAACUCUCUGAUGUGAAUGUUGCCGUGCCACCUCCAAGAGUUUCUGUGCCACCGGCACCUGUCCCACGAGAAUCUGCAGGAUCUAUUGCUUCAUCUGAGAAUGAGCUCUCUGAUGUGAAUGUUGCCGUGCCACCUCCAAGAGUUUCUGUGCCACCGGCACCUGUCCCACGAGAAUCUGCAGGAUCUAUUGCUUCAUCUGAGAAUGAGCUCUCUGAUGUGAAUGUUGCCGUGCCACCUCCAAGAGUUUCUGUGCCACCGGCACCUGUCCCACGAGAAUCUGCAGGAUCUAUUGCUUCAUCUGAGAAUAAACUCUCUGAUGUGAAUGUUGCCGUGCCACCUCCGAGAGUUUCUGUGCCACCGGCACCAGUUCCGUGA